Messenger RNA from Agrilus planipennis (emerald ash borer), 3323 nucleotides. Its product is annotated as dual specificity protein phosphatase CDC14AB-like. The record is from RefSeq and is a predicted model, not a curated record. The transcript is spliced from 8 exons. Bases 535 to 2340 code for a protein of 601 amino acids. Gene Ontology annotation, cellular component: kinociliary basal body; mitotic spindle; centrosome. Gene Ontology annotation, molecular function: protein tyrosine/serine/threonine phosphatase activity; protein serine/threonine phosphatase activity. Gene Ontology annotation, biological process: regulation of exit from mitosis; protein dephosphorylation; microtubule cytoskeleton organization. Lineage: Eukaryota; Metazoa; Arthropoda; Insecta; Coleoptera; Buprestidae.
AUAAUUUUUAUGUUUGUUUUCAUUUUAACGUUUUUUAAAAUGGCAGCAGCAGUUGUCUAAUCGUAAGUGUCUAGCAUUUUGGUUUUAUUUAAUUCAGAAAAAUUGUUGAAACAAAAGCAAUAUUGCUUGUAAUAUAGCCACUGUGUUUGUUUUUAAGUGAUUGUACCAAAUAAGUAAUUACCUUGAGUGUAUUUGUGUAUAAUGAGUGCAUAAACUAGUGAAGGAAUUGUGUAGUGCAGUAUCCGCAUAUGUAUAAAACAUAUAUAGUGUACAUGCAUGAAUAAUGAAGCAAAAAAAUAGCUUCUUUUGAUAUGAUAAAAGAUAUUGCAACUAUUUUAAAAAUGUAGAGCUCCAAUAAACAGCAUCUACUUAAACCAAUUACAAAUUCAAGUAAAAAAACUGCACCUGUACAGUCAUAGUGUACAAAUAAUAUUAAACACCCACUUGUUGUGUGGGAUUUUAAUAAUGAUUUUUAAAACGUAUAUUCUUUAACUAUUUGUAAAUUGUUAUAAAUAUAUAUCAUUUACAUUCAAAAUGAGUAUCAUAAGUGCAGCAGAGUUUAUCAAGGAUCGAUUUUACUUUGUUACAUUCAAAACUGAAGAGAAACCAAAGUCAAACACAUUGACCCAUUACUUUAGUAUUGAUGAAGACCUUGUUUAUGAGAGCUUUUUCUGUGAUUUUGGUCCAUUAAAUUUGGCUAUGCUUUAUCAUUAUUGCUGCAAAGUUAAUAAGAAGUUGAAAUCUACUGCUUUGCUUAAGAAGAGGAUAAUGCAUUAUACCAGUUGUAAUAAGCAAAAAAGAGUCAAUGCAGCAUUUUUAGCAGCUUCGUAUGCUAUUUUAUACUUGGAUUAUACACCAAAGAAAGCUUAUGAUGUGUUACGUGUAAAUAACUUUGAGCCAUUUAUUGAGUUCAGGGAUGCAUCUCUUGGUGUUCCUUACAACAUAAGCCUUAUGGAUUGCUUAAGUGCCGUCAAGAAAGCUCAUGAUUUGGGUUUUUUCGAUUUUGAGAAUUUUGAUUUUCUGGAAUAUGAACACUAUGAGAGGGUGGAGAAUGGAGAUUUAAACUGGAUAGUCCCAAACAAGUUUAUAGGUUUCUGUGGGCCACAUAAUAAAUCAAAAAUUGAUAAUGGUUAUCCCUUACAUUCACCAGAAACUUACUUCUCUUACUUUCGCCGUCACAACGUUACAACAAUUAUUAGGCUUAACAAAAAAGUUUAUGAUGCAAAUAAAUUUAUUAAUGCAGGAUUUGACCAUAAGGAUUUGUACUUCAUUGAUGGUAGUACUCCCAGUGAUCGCAUAUUAAGGCAGUUUAUUGAAAUUUGUGAAAAAACUGAUGGUGCUGUAGCUGUACACUGCAAAGCUGGACUUGGCAGAACUGGAUCACUCAUUGGUUGCUACAUAAUGAAACAUUACAAAUUUACAGCACGUGAAACAGUUGCUUGGAUUCGUUUAUGUAGACCUGGAUCAAUCAUUGGACAUCAACAGGAGUGGCUUGAAAGUAAACAAGAACAAAUGUGGCGUGCAGGUGAAGAGCAUCGCAGAACGAAACGUUUAGAAGGUCCCAUAAAACAUACAGUUGGUAUAUACAGUUUCAACAACAAAACACCCGAAGAAUUUAGACAGGUCUCUUUGAGUGAUAAUGUAUCAGGAAUUUCGAAGAAGGUAGACACAAUGAAGUUGAACGAUCGAGAAGAAAAUGUCGCAGAAACAGAAGAAAAUGGAGAGGGUUUAACUCAAGGAGACAGACUUAACAGGAUUAAGGCUCAGAGAAGACAAACGCGCUCUUUUGCGACUGUUUUGAAUAAUGAUCGUAAGUUAUUCCAGUCUCGUGUGGUUACAAUCUUAGAACCUUCCUCAGUAUUAAAAGCUGGUAAAAUUUUAAACUCCAGAGUAAAAGCCCCAACGACAUCUGGGACAAAAGUUGUUGCUAAGAGAACAACAGUGACAAACGAAGCACAAAUGGAGGCUGUGUCGUGCAGACGUAUGAGCCAGCGUAAAGUGACCAUCGUUUCAUCUCCACAUAUCAACGGUAACACGUCUGAGCUAAUAAAAUCUAAUAACACAAAAAGUGCAACUAAAAAAGGCAAAAAUCCAGACUGGAAUGUUGCCGCCAAUAAUACUAACUUCACCGCUUCAAAUAGUAAUACAAGCGAAAGUAACACUGAUAAAAAGACCGAAAUAAGAGUUAUUAAACGAGGUAAAAGGUCGUUGAAUCUUGAGAAAGACAAAAUUAGCCCUAGAUCCGUCAAAGUUCUUAGGAGAUCGCAUCCUUUGAAUGCCAACGAGUCAAAAAUUAAAAUUACCGUACAAUUUGUUAGCAAAACUAGUAAAACACCGUAACUGUUCUUUUUUCAUUUCUUCAUUCUAUACAAUCAUUUUAUUUAUAUACGUGAAUAGUUUAGGGCAAACCGAUUAAAAUUAUUAAUAAAUUUCACUGUGUCAGUUUCUUGUGAAUCAUUUUUUAAAUAGGCAUAAAGAAAAAAUACUUUAUAAUGUUUCAGAAAAGUUUUAGUAGCACUCUUCACAUCUGUUGAGUGACCUAAUCAGUCGAAAUAGUUGGAGAGUUUGGUGUUAAAAGUUUUCUGUAGCAUUAUAAGGAAUUUUAUCUUUAUCAUCAUUAAUGUUUAAUCAGUUGUUAUCAAAGGUAAAUGAAAUGCAUUUUUUCUUAAAAAAUUCCAUAAAAUAGUGAAAAGGUCGAUAUUUAUUUAUACUACUUCCUACCUUGAAAUAUUUUGUGAAACAAGUAUUGUAAGUAAGAGUACUUACUUGACAUUUUUGUAAAAUUAUUAAAAACCACUUAUGUUUGUGAGGAAAUAUAUUAUAUUUCGUAUUUACGUUUUAUCUACAUAAGGCAUUUGUAUUUAUAGAAAUUAUUGGCAAGAACCCAUGUAUUUUGGUUUUUCAUUUUUAAAUGUUUGUUAUCAAUCAAGGGAUGUUUUGUUAAAAAUGUUAAAUAUUUCAAUAAUCCUAGUUAAUGAAAUUUUUUAAUCCAUAAUGUGUACUGUGAACCAAAUAUAAACAAAUCUUUUUUGUAUGAAUAUUUUAUAAAACAUAUUUUACAGUAUUUUUAACGUAUUUUAUAGUCAUCUUGACAAUGUUUUGAAUAUUUUGUUUUAUUUUACAAAAAAGUGCUUAAUUUCAGCAGUAUGGUUCACAUUACAAAGUUAUUACUAUUCAUAAAUAUCUUUUUGUUCUGUAGUACUGUUCUUUAUAAUUUCCAUUUUUUGAAUUUUGUUUGUAAAUUAUAAAAUUGAUCAGCAGUACAUUUGUUGUCUUUUAGUUUUAUUGAUGUACACUGCAAAUACAAAUUAGAUAUACGUGUU